Drosophila kikkawai is the source of this 2357-nucleotide messenger RNA. RefSeq lists its product as uncharacterized. NCBI's taxonomy places the organism in Eukaryota, Metazoa, Arthropoda, Insecta, Diptera, Drosophilidae. The record is from RefSeq and is a predicted model, not a curated record.
AGUGGCCAAGGAAAGGGAAACUGUAAACUAUGCUAAUAGGCAAAUAACCAAUUGUGAAAACAGAAAGAACCAAAACAAAGUUGGUUUAAACAGGAAGGAUGUAGUUAACAAUUGGUCAGAUUGCGGCGGUUUAUAUUAUGUGUGAGUUCCACUUCAUUUUCAUUGAAAUAUAAUAUACGUUAAUUGCAAUACAAUUAAGAUUGUCAGACUUUUUUAUCAAAGUAAGCUGGACUAACUUGUUUCACUUGUCUUAGAAAUUAAAAGAGAAUACAGAUUUCUCUUAUAAAAUCUCAAUAUCACAAGAACCUCUUAAAUAAGAAUGAAGAAGUCUUGGGUAAAAUAUGCUUCAAUGUGUCUCAACAUCCUUCUACUGAGCUGUAUUUUGCUUGUCCUGUAUGUUGAACCACCUGAACCAACCCCCGUUGAAAUCAGACCACGGAAACCACCGGAGAUCAUGUCGAAUAUAAAUAGUAAGGGUCUUCUGGUAAACACCUCCCAAUGUAAAAUGCCUGCCAUGGAUCCCCUGUCGCCCACCGCACAGUACUUUAUGAAGGCCUUGCCGUCUUAUUCGUGCUACUUGACCCAACUAUUAAAGCCCAGAACAAUCAGAGGUAGAAACUUCCUGUACCUGGCCCUUAGCAAAAAUAAGCUUUGGAAGUAUUACGGAAUUCGAAGAGUAAGCGAAAUCUUUUGCGUUUACACCGUCUUGGAGAGGAUCGAUGACUUUAAUAAUCGAUACGUGGCACAAACCGUUUUUGGUUUUACCAGGUUGCGCAAAUAUCAGGAGAUCGAGCCAAGUAAUGCAACACUGCGGGUCUGGUGCUGGCGAGACCGUGGUCGUCUACUCUUCCUUGAUGUAUUUAUAUUCCUGCCAGAACCAAUACCUCCAAGGAAAGGAGAAAAGGUGAGACUGGAACACUUGAAGCGUCUCUCUGUCUUGAUUCUGGGCAUCGAUUCCAUUUCCCACAUGCACUACCGAAGAUAUUUUAGUAAAACAAUGAACUUUGUGGACAAGUUUCCACACACGGAGAUGUGGGGCUAUAACCGUGUUGGUGAAAAUUCUUACCCGAAUGUUCUGCCACUGCUUAGCGGUCAAAAUGAUACUAUACUGAAUGGUCCUACCGGAUGCUAUGGUGCAAGCAACCCUAAAUGCUUCGACCGGUGUUACCUUCUUUUUGACUUCUUUAAGGCAGCCGGAUAUGUCACUAUGUUCGGCGAGGACUCAGCCUUAGCUGGCACCUUUGUAUAUAACCUAAGUGGCUUUCAACGCCAGCCAACUGACUUUUACCUGCGCCCCGCCAUGUACGAGAUCGACCAAGAAACUAACUACCCUGCUCAGGGUGCCAGCUACAUUUCGUGCACGGCUGGUCGAUCAUAUUCCCAAGUUCUGGACGACUUCAAGCACCGCCUUCUGCCGCAUAUGGAGGCACGGAGUCAAGACACUGGAUUCUUUGGCUUCUUCUGGCAAUCGCACGGCGUCCACGACUAUUUUUGGUAUGCCCAAGUCGCAGAUGUGGCUUACGAAGCCUACCUAAAAGAACUGCAAAGACACCAACUUUUUAGGAACACUUUUGUACUGCUCAUGUCCGAUCAUGGGCUGCGAUUUGGUCCGUUCACUGAUACGUUUCAGGGCAUGAGGGAAAUAUCGCUGCCGACGGUGAUCGCCAUUUAUCCGAGGUGGAUGGUCAGGCGAUUUCCACUGGCGAUUAAAAAUCUAAAGACCAACGCCCACCGACUGAUGACCACGCACGACUUGCACGAGACACUGAAGGACUUGGCAAAUUUGGAGAACCUAAAUGACGAGCACAUUCGCAGCCGGACUUGGCAACUAAGAAAUGAUCGUAAUGUUUCCCUAUUUCUACCAAUUCCAGAAGAGCGUAGCUGCAGCUCUGCCGAAAUUCCGGAGCACUACUGUCAGUGCUAUAACUACGUGAAGAUUCCAUUCAAUUUGGAUAUUGUUCAGCGUGCUGCAAGAUUUGUCGUGGACAGCAUCAACGAGCUGCUGGUUGCCUAUCCCAAGUGCCAGCGAUUGCAACUGAGCCAUGUUGAGGAUGCCUACAAGCGGGACCCCAAGCAGACUGUCACAGUAAGGCUGGUGACCGAACCAGGAGGAGGUCAUUACGAUGCCACGGUUCAUCAUGAUCAUAACAUCAGUACACUUCAGGGCAGAAUCACACGAACGGAUCAAUACAAGGAACAGUCCUUGUGCAUCGAGAAAUCAAUAAUCCAGCAAUAUUGCUACUGUUUGUAGACCAAACUUUCGUAAGAUGCAUUAUUAUUAAUUAUAUUAUAUGAGGAAGAAUAUGAGAACUUGUCAAUUAGGGCAAUAAAUUACUGCAAGUCCUGAGAACCUGCUG